Messenger RNA from Acanthosepion pharaonis, 669 nucleotides. NCBI's taxonomy places the organism in Eukaryota, Metazoa, Mollusca, Cephalopoda, Sepiida, Sepiidae. The record is from the annotation of a GenBank genome assembly.
AUGUCAUUUCUUCCUUCCCUCUUCUCUUCCUCCCUUCCUUCUUUCCUUGCUUGCUUCUUUCUUUGCUUCCUCCCUUCCUUCUAUCUUCCUUCCUUACUUACUUCUUUCCUCCCCUCCUUCCUUCCUUCCUUGCUUCUUUCUUUCCUUCCUUCUUUCUUCCUUCCUUCCUUCUUUCUCUCCUUCCUCCCCUCCCCUCCUUCCUUGCUUCCUCCGUUGCUUCCUCCCUUCCUUCUAUCUUCCUUCCUUACUUACUUCUUUCUUUCCUCCCCUCCUUCCUUUCUUCCUCCCAUCCUUCCACUCUUCUUCCUUACUCCCUCCCUCCCUUCCUCCCUUCAUGGCUUCCUUCCUUCCUCUGUUGCUUCCUCCCUUCCUUCCUCCAUUCCUUACUUCCUUCCUUUAUUCAAUAUGCGGCAAUCACAUUUCUCCAGUUUCUCUUUCACUCUCACUCUCUCUGUGUCUCUCUCUCUCUCUCUCUCUCUCUCUCUCUCUAUCUAUCUAUCUAUCUCAGUCUUCAUUAUCAUUCUAUCUAGCAAACGAGCUAUCUAUCUAUUUAUCUUCUGUUUCUUUCUCUCUAUCUAUCUAUCUAUCUAUCUAUCUAUCUAUCUAUCUAUCUAUCUAAUUCUCCGCUUUAUCUUUCCUUUAGCUAACUCUCCUUCAUACAAAGCCUGA